Messenger RNA from Penicillium cataractarum, 1800 nucleotides. RefSeq names its product ankyrin repeat domain-containing protein. The record is from RefSeq and is a predicted model, not a curated record. Gene Ontology annotation, molecular function: protein binding. Lineage: Eukaryota; Fungi; Ascomycota; Eurotiomycetes; Eurotiales; Aspergillaceae. The coding region runs from base 1 to 1800 and encodes 599 amino acids. The transcript is spliced from 2 exons. Gene Ontology annotation, cellular component: nucleus; cytoplasm.
AUGUCUGUGCCCCAGGCUCUGCGAGGCAGCCCAUCUGAGCAGAUUGCAGCCAUCCUACCACUAGCCGAAGCCUUAUAUGACUCCACCAGCCGUGAGCCCACACUCAUUAACCAGGCGCGUAAUGAGCUUAGUCUGCUCCGAUCGGUGGUUGAUACGACGAGGACUUUGUUGACGCUACUAUGUGUGGACUACACAAUUGUAGCACUGGGUCAGGCUCUCGACGGUUGUCGUGUAGCUUUGUUAGAGCUGGAAGAGCUUCAUCGACAGGCGGGCGAAGUGGGCCCGGUGAAUACACUGUCCGAUAUUCGGGGGCGUUUUUCAUCUUUGAUCUUUGAGAUCAGUGUUAUAAAUGCUGAUAUAUUGAUAUCCUCGCAAGCCAAUGUCAACCGUCUCUUGCAGGGCUACAUUGACGAUGUUCGAGCCGGGAAGCGAGAGUCUGCAAUUGUCUCGAGUGUUCUCGAUGAUGCUUCCCCUAAGAGCGAGAAGGAUGAAGCAUGGAACAAACUGCAAAAUGAACUGCACGAUAUCGGUAUUGUACCCGAGUGGUCGGACCAGGACCAUGGCUAUAUUAUUUCAACACUACGGAAUGCUGUAGACAAGGAGCACCUCCUGGAAGGCAAUAGACAAAAGGCAGUCCCAUCAACGAGAUUCUCACGGUCAAAACAACCAGCUUUGCCGCCAAGGAAUUCACUAUACAACACAACCCCUACAGGGGAGCAACUCACGCUUCCCCUUCGAUCACAAGAAAAUCCAGAAAAAGGUCUUUCCGACAAAGAAGUGCUGCUCAUUGCAGAAGACUUCCCAAUCCCAGUCGCAAUGGAGCUCCAAGAUACGGAGGAUACGGAAAAACAAGCACUACCAAUCGACGACUACCCUAUUCCUUUGGCUAUGGAGCCAUUCUUCCCAGCAAAUACAAUUUUCGAUAAACAAGUCCUACCGCGGGAAAGCUUACCCAUCCCCGUCGAGUCAGAGACCAGCAUUGAGAAUAGCCAGGAAACCCGAUCACAGAACAGCACUUCCGUGAACAGCUCCGCCCGGCCAAAGUCAAUUCUUCGCAGCAAGAAGCCCAGCAUUGUGAAGCGCAUGAAAUUCAAGCUUACCGGCAGUAAAGAGGAAUUUGUGACGUUGAUUCAAAUGGGUGGACUGUAUUCCGUCAAGCUAUCCCUGGACAAGGGUGCAAAUGUGGACACUGUCAAUGACGCAGGAGAAACCGCUUUGAUGGUCGCUGUUUCAUUUGGCCACAAGGAUAUCGUCGAGCUACUACUCGAGUACGGUGCAGAUGUUGAUAGGAGGUCAAACAAAGGCGAUACAGCCUUAGGAACAGCCGCGCUGAUGGGCCGAGAAGAUAUCGUUCAAAUCCUGCUUGGGUACGGCGCGCGGCCCGACGCGGGCGAAGGUUUAGGAAAGACGGCGCUUUCGCAAGCUGCUGCUUCUGGGCACGAGAGUAUUGUUCGGUUACUGUUGGAUCGGGGCGCUGAUCCGAAUGGACUAUGCACUAGUGGUGAUACUGCGCUUUCACGAGCGGCAUUCUAUGGCAAUCUGGACAUUGCACGGCUUCUGUUGAGCAGAGGGGCAGAUAUUGAUAAGACAGCGUAUCCUCGGAAGACGCCGCUUUGGAAGGCUGUUCAUCAAGGAAAGACUGAUAUGGUCAGCUUGUUGAUGGAGUUUCUCGCAGAUCCGCUGAAAAAGGACGUACAUGGCCAAUCGCCAUUGUCGAUGGCAUCCUCGCUUGGGCAAGCCGAGAUGAUCCGCAUUUUCCAAAAGUACGGGUAUCAUGCCACUCCAUUGCAGUACCCCUAA